AUGGAUGUUAUAAAAGCUGAAAUAGCAAGGAAGCGAAAACUCCUGGAAGAGAAACAGUUGGUGGAUGACAAAAAGAAAUUCUUCAAACGAGGAGAUUUGAUAGCCAAGAACAAUGAAGGAAUUCUACAGAAACAAGGCUACAAGAAACCAGAAAGCAAUGAAACAGAUCAAAGCAUUCACGAAGGAUAUAAUUUCACCGGGGAGGGUCAGAACAUAUUACCACGAAAUGAAGUAAUACGACGUCUGAGGGAGAGAGGUGAACCAAUUUUAUUGUUUGGUGAAACAGAAUCAAUGGCAUUUUCUCGUCUGAGACAAUGUGAAAUUUCACAGCCCGAAGCUAAUCGAGGUUUCCGCAAUGAUUUCCAAGAGGCCAUGGAACAGGUGGAUCAGGCAUAUUUGCAAGAAAUGUUUGCCAAUACAUCGACCACAAAAGAGGAAAAGAAAAACGAAUUUGCCGAAUUAGAUGAGACAGUGGAUUGGGAGAGCAUAAAGGAGAUGGCACAAAAAAUGGGACGCAACAAUAAGGAAUAUGAUAUGGAUGUCAUUAUGACCCUGUUGACAUAUAUACUUAAAUUAUGGAAUGAUCAAAUUGCCGGCUAUUCGAAACAAGAAAAAAUGUCAACCAAAGUUAAAAUGACAAGAGUCAUUUAUACACAGACCAAGGAGUAUGUGAAGCCACUGUUUAGAAAGCUAAAAAAUCGUUCAUUGUCCGAUGAUAUUUUGGAAAGUUUAACAGAUAUUUGUAAACAUCUGCUGAAUCGUAACUAUAUACAGGCCAGUGAUGCCUACUUGGAAAUGGCUAUUGGUAAUGCCCCAUGGCCAAUUGGUGUUACUAUGGUUGGUAUUCACGCUCGUACAGGUCGUGAAAAGAUUUUCUCCAAAAAUGUUGCCCAUGUAAUGAACGACGAGACGCAGCGUAAAUAUAUACAGGGCUUGAAACGUUUGAUGACAAAGUGUCAAGAAUAUUUUCCAACAGAUCCUUCAAAGUGUGUCGAGUAUGUAAGCAAAAAAGAUCGAGAAUAAAG
Messenger RNA from Musca vetustissima, 1025 nucleotides. It is a transcript of the gene Prp18, whose product is annotated as pre-mRNA-splicing factor 18. The transcript has a single exon. The coding region runs from base 1 to 1023 and encodes 340 amino acids. The record is from RefSeq and is a predicted model, not a curated record. NCBI's taxonomy places the organism in Eukaryota, Metazoa, Arthropoda, Insecta, Diptera, Muscidae. Gene Ontology annotation, biological process: generation of catalytic spliceosome for second transesterification step; RNA splicing. Gene Ontology annotation, cellular component: U5 snRNP; U2-type post-spliceosomal complex; U4/U6 x U5 tri-snRNP complex.